Mesorhabditis belari is the source of this 429-nucleotide messenger RNA. Lineage: Eukaryota; Metazoa; Nematoda; Chromadorea; Rhabditida; Rhabditidae. The record is from the annotation of a GenBank genome assembly.
AUGUUAUUUCUUUUGAGUUUCUGGCUAGUCGUCUUGCAAAUCAGUGCUGAAGAUUUGUGGAGGAGGGAUCUGUUCCUUGGGAGAAGCUCGUUUACCGACAAUGAGCAAACGCAUGGAGUCAGUGGGAUUGCUAUGAAUCGACAAGGCACCCCAUUCACCAUUCAUGCACCCGACCCGAGUGCUUUCCUCGGAUUUGUCUCACCAAAUCGUUUACCCGCUUCACCCUUGGCAGCUACAAUGGAGACAUCGUUUGGUAUUCGAUCGACUCCAUUAACCAGCGUCCAAUCACCCGAUGAGCCCAUUCCUAGCUAUAUGCCUCAAUACAAUGAUCUCAGCCCGUUCAACCCAUUGAAUAGAGGCCCAUUUUUUGCUUUCCACGGACGUGCCUCGCCCACUUCUUUAGAGUGGCUCACAAAGCACUUGAAGUUU